Messenger RNA from Frankliniella occidentalis (western flower thrips), 1240 nucleotides. RefSeq names its product platelet-activating factor acetylhydrolase IB subunit beta homolog. The transcript is spliced from 4 exons. Bases 115 to 786 code for a protein of 223 amino acids. NCBI's taxonomy places the organism in Eukaryota, Metazoa, Arthropoda, Insecta, Thysanoptera, Thripidae. The record is from RefSeq and is a predicted model, not a curated record.
CCCCCCCCCUCAAAGCGGUUCCUGUCUCUCUAUCAACAAGGAGGUUAUCUGUCAUUGAAGAAUUGUUUAUUUUUAUAGUAGAAAGUAGAGAAAUUUAAUUGGAAAGAAACCAACAUGAACCCUGCCGCUAUUCCUACUCCUAAACCUGACGCAGAGGAUGGAAGGUGGAUAAAUGUUCACAACCGUUAUGUUUGUGAAGCAAAAGAGAAAGAGCCUGAAGUUAUCUUCAUAGGUGAUUCUAUCAUUCAACACCUUGCGUACAUGGACUAUUGGAACCAAGUUUUUGCACCUAUGCAUGCAUUAAACUUUGGAAUCGGAGGAGAUACCACUCAACAUGUUCUAUGGAGAAUUACGAAUGGAGAGUUGGAUAAUGUUACACCCAAAGUUGUUGUUGUCUUAAUUGGGACAAAUAAUACUGAAUCAGCUGAGGAAGUUGCUGGAGGAGUCCUUGAAGUACUUAAACUUGUUCGUGAAAAACAACCAGAUGCCUACAUAGUGUUGCUGAGCUUGUUACCUCGAGGCUACCUUCCUAAUCCACUUCGAGAUAAAAACGAAGCUAUCAACGCCAUUGUGCGGGAAAGAGCUCAAGAAAUGAGGAAAGUGGAGGUGUUAAGUAUUGGACAGGGACUUGUCCAGCCUGAUGGUACAAUAUCACACCAUGAUAUGUAUGAUUAUCUUCAUCUCACCAACGCUGGAUAUGUGAAGGCCUUUGAGCCAUUAGCUGAGCUUCUGCAACAGUUGCUUAGUGAAGGAGAACCAGAACAAGACCUUACACCAUCAGAGUAAUUUGUACAACUCUUUUCAGCAUAAAAGACUGAUGGAGUGUCAAAUUUACCUUGUUGGCACUACAAUUAAGAUUAUGAAUUACCAGUUAUGUUAAUUAUGAUCAACACUGUUCUUUGCUGUUUUGAAACCCUGAUUGUUUGCGUCACAUUAGUUUACUCUCUGCCUCAGAAACAUCUUUAUGAUCUGAUUGUGAUUGAGUAAAAUUUUGUUCUAAACUAGGUUGUAUUUUAUGCUGUACAUUAUUGCAUUCUUAAUUUCCAAAUCUUAAAGUUUUACCCUUUUUUUCCAACUGUGAUUUUUGCUUUUUACCAAUGAUAGAGGUGGUACGGUACUUGUUAAGGGUUAGGAACGAAGUUGCCUAGUAAUUGAUGUCUGUAAUUCUAACAUUUAAAUGGUGCAGGAGGUUUCAGUUUUGAAAUAUCUCACUGGUCAGAAAUAAAUCUAACAAUCUUUA